This is a messenger RNA of Dovyalis caffra, 303 nucleotides long. The record is from the annotation of a GenBank genome assembly. NCBI's taxonomy places the organism in Eukaryota, Viridiplantae, Streptophyta, Magnoliopsida, Malpighiales, Salicaceae.
AUGUCAAAGCUGCUUCCAAAGAAGAUUCAGCGAAUGGAGAUUCCCACAAUGAUGACAAAUGAAGAGUUUGGUAGCUCAACCAGUGGACACUUUGCGAAGGAAGAGAACGAAGAUCACGCUUCUGAAAUCAAUGAGAAAACAGCAGCAAAGUCUCCAACAGAACAAGCUCUAUACGUAAAAGAGAACAAAGUUUCUUCGGCCGUCACCAACUUGUCUUUGACGCACCAUUCAGAAAUAAAAGCAGUGAAAACAGAAGCUAUGAACGCAGACCCUUCUGAGCGUAUGCCUUCAGAUGAACCAUGA